GCAUGAAGAAAGUGCGGGGAAAGCCGCGGGGUGCAGGAGACGUUUUAAGGUUCGGAGAUCCAUGCCGUCGCUAGCCAUCGGGAGAGAUCCUGCCCGUGUGCGGGUAUACUCAUCCCCGAGACGAGAGCCAUUUAAGCCUGCCACUCAACGAUACAUACCAUCCAACGAAAACCCCAACCAGAUUACUACCAUCAAUCUUUACCUUCUAUAUUUCCGGUCAUCAUCUCCAUCACAUCAAAAAUGAACCCUCCUCAACCCGCACCCAGCAAAUUCUCCUACCUUGUGGGCAUAGGCGUGACCCACUCUAUCGCGCCGCCCAUGCACAACCACAUCUUUCGUUCCCUCGGCCACGCCGACUGGCACUUCCAGGCCCAAGAGUGCGCCACCGUGGAGGAAGCGAUGACGCUAUUCCGGGCGCCGACCUUCAGCGGCGGCGCCGUGGUCACCAUGCCCUACAAGCGGACGAUCAUGGCGCACCUGGACGGGCUGGACGAGCCUGCCGGGAAGCUCGGCGCGUGCAACAACGUCUACCGCACCGCGGACGGUGCCCUGCGCGGCACCAACACCGAUUGGCGUGGGGUGCUCGGGUGCCUGGUGGGCGCCAGCGCGUCGGGGAGGGGCAAGCCUGCGGCGAUCAUCGGGGCCGGCGGCGCCUCUCGCGCGGCGGUGUAUGCUCUGCACGCGGAGCUGGGCUGUUCCACGAUCUACAUCGUCAACCGGGACGAGGGCGAGGUGCAGGAGCUGGCCGACGAGUGUCAGAGGGUGUACGGUGGGGGACUGACGCUCGUGCACGUGAGGCAGGUAAAGCAGGUGGCUGCGCUGCCGGAGCGGCCGUUCUACGUGGUUGGCACGGUGCCGGACGCGGAGCCGACCACGUCCGAGGAAGUCGAGGUGCAUGCGAUUGUGAAGGCGUUCCUCGCUGCCCCCGGCCAAAGCAACGAGAAAGGCGUGCUGCUGGACAUGUGCUUCAAGCCGCGGCGGACACGGUUCCUGAAGGCGGCGGAACGGCACGGGUGGACGACGGUGGAGGGGACGGAGAUCAUCGGCCAUCAGAUCCAGGAGCAGUACCGGCUGUGGUGCGGGGAGGAGGCGAGCAGGAGUUUGCCGGUGGAGGAGGCGUGGGCGGUGUUGCGGCGGGCGGCGGAGGAGAGCCCGGCUAUCAAUUUUUAGAGACCGAUCGGUUGUGGAUAUAGCCGAUGGUGGCUGGGAUAGGC
Aspergillus uvarum CBS 121591 is the source of this 1214-nucleotide messenger RNA. Its product is annotated as shikimate dehydrogenase family protein. The transcript has a single exon. Gene Ontology annotation, biological process: shikimate metabolic process; chorismate biosynthetic process. The record is from RefSeq and is a predicted model, not a curated record. Gene Ontology annotation, molecular function: shikimate 3-dehydrogenase (NADP+) activity. Lineage: Eukaryota; Fungi; Ascomycota; Eurotiomycetes; Eurotiales; Aspergillaceae. The coding region runs from base 241 to 1170 and encodes 309 amino acids.